AUGUUUGGGAAAGAUAAAGAAACCGAAUCUCCGGAUGAGUGUCCCGUCAUUGGGGAGUACAAUAAUGAUUACACGCCGUUGAGUUACCUGACCAGCACAGUAUCGUUACUGGCCACUGUCUCGGAUAAAUAUCCGUCUGCACAGGUUAAGAAGGCAAACGAGUCUCAUCUGUUGAAGUACUACAAUUUCAAAAGACCCAUAACGUAUGGGGCGAAUGCGGUAAACCGCCACGGCAGCGUUGUAAGUGAAUCGGAACAGUCCAAUUCAAGCAACAUGCUACCGUCAGAUAUAUACAACUCUGAGGUGAUGAUGAAUCUUUUUUUGAACUGUGCAGAGAACAGAAUCGAUCCGUACCAGCUAAAGAAAACUUUGAAGAUCCAAAGCCGUAGAGACAAGCAACGUUACAACUUGGAAAACGAUAUAUGGAAUACCGCCCAGAGGGAUGACACGGUACCGGGCAGAAGUUCCGUUGGAACGCCUUUCGAGGAGGAAUCGGAUGAGACGUAUUUCAAAAGCAGCACUUGUGAUUUGGUUGAUGACAUUGAUCCGUUCAAUCCAGCCAGUGACGACCAGGUUGAAGCAAGUGAGUCGAAGCUUGCUAUUUCUGGGAUGAGCUUUUCCAAUGCAUUUCGCAAAUACUACAAAAGAUUACUCACAGUAAACCUACAGGAUUUCGAUAUAUUAAAGAGACACAACAUGUGGGUACCCACUAUACGGAACGACUGUAAGGACCUGCUUGUUGGGGACUACGUGGAUAGUGGUGAUAUAUAUGAUGAGAAAACAUGUCCCCUUUUCAUUAGAGGUCUGGACUAUAUUCCUAGCGUCUACGAUAUUUUCUCCGGCUGCUCAACAAUCCGGUCUGUCAUAUCAGAGUACAAGUUUCCUGCAUUGACGUAUCAUUGUGCAAUCGAGUUAAACAGACACAUUUUCAUGAUUGGCGGUUUGAUCCCUUGCUACCGUUUCGACAACGAGGCGCCUGAUCUGAGCAACUUCUACGUCGAUGGAAUCAAGAACUUACCUCCUCCGUUGCUCGCAGAGGUCAUUAACAAUCCAGCCAUGGUGAACAAUCCUCACUUAUACGUGAUAUCCUUGGCCUCUUCGCGUUUGUCCCGGCCUCGACUUACGGGCCACGUGCCGCCACCUAUAAUGUGUAUGGUAGCAUCACAACUAAACGAUCGCUACAUUCUCUUCUACGGUGGAUUUGAGAUCAAGACAGAGACCAAAAUUGACAAACAGGGGAAAUGUUACUUGAAGAAAAGGGCAUUUCUAAACAAUACCGUGUAUAUUUUGGACACCAUAGCAUUCAAGUUUGUAAAAGCUGAGAUUAACGGCCAGUCUUACGAUCAUUUGAGGUAUCCAACAUUUUCUCCGCGGUUCGGUCACUUGCAAUUAUCUGCAACGUUGGUUGAAGGUGAUUCCAACUCGAUAAACACACUUUCCGAAAGAGCACGCUCUGAUUCUCAAAGGUCAGGGGCGACUGUUUUAGGAUCAUCUUCUGAAAGGGAUACGCCGUCACCGCCCUUGACUGCAAGCAUGGAACCUGGGUUGCAAGCUCGUAAAAUGUCGCCGAUUCCACCGCUGCGACUGUCGAGUAACGGUAAUUUCCACAUGGUUCAUAACAUCAUCAUUUUUGGGGGGUAUCGCCAGACAGGUGACGACAAGUACGAAGCUAUGAAUGACAUGUGGAAGCUGGAAGUUAAGAUCACAGCGAGGGGCAAACGGUCAUAUUUAGCGUUUGCGGAUACCAUCACUGCUUUAAAGAUCCCGAUCGUGAACAAAGACGGCAAAUGGCCUAACAAGAGAGCCUUUUUCGCAUACUCUCUUCCGGACGUAUCUUUAGUGGACAAAUCAUCACUGGAGAGCGACCUGCUCCAAAAUUUACAAGAGAAUUUCAGGGUGGAAGUGAAGGAUGAGGAAACCCCCCGUCAAAGCGGGUCUUUGGCGGGUACUUUGAGAAAACAUAAACCGCGUACAAUGUCACAGAACUCUUUGAAGAAAGCCGGUACGAUCUUUGAAUACGAACCUUUGGUACAGCCGCAAAGCUCUGAAUUAUCACCCUUGGGCCCAUUGCGCAGGUGGACUAGCAACGGUAAGUACGCGAAUUUUGAGCGUAAGGGUCGCACCAUUGUGAUACACGGUGGCUCUGAUAACACGAAAUUAUACGGUGAUAUGUGGUGGUUUGACCUUGAUUCUCUUGUCUGGUCUAAGAUCCAGACGUACGUGGUUGCAAACGGUGAGGAGGAGGUAUUUGGCAAACGGGCACCAACGAACAUGAGCUUGGUAGGCCAUUCUAUGACCAAUAUCGGUUGUAUGGCGGUCCUUGCCGGUGGCUUGAGUGCUGUGGAUGUCAAAGAGAUAUACAGCCAGCCGAAUGACACUCAAGCGGACUUAAUCCCGGGUGGCGCUCAGUCUAUGGAGACAAGCCCCAGUGUGGAGAACGAGGGAGACGAGUGCAACGACACACUCGCCAACGGCAUGAUCAAUAUCAUCGAUCUGAGCAAGCAGUGUAUACGGUCGACCACCUCAGAGCUCGAGGAGCGGAAGCCAAUAGGGGAACUGAUCAUCCGGCCAGACCCCACUGGAAAGUCCCGCGUUGUCGUGAGUGUGGCAGGUGCUGCGUUGGAAUCCGACGGCACGGUAUUUCUCGUCGGCGGUGUGGCGAUCCGGCGUGAAAACCUGAAGAAAACGUAUCUACGUGGCGCCCUACUAGAGUUCGUGUUGCCAAGUGUUACUCUCGCGUCAUAG
Huiozyma naganishii CBS 8797 is the source of this 2745-nucleotide messenger RNA. RefSeq names its product Gpb1p (gene GPB1). The coding region runs from base 1 to 2745 and encodes 914 amino acids. The record is from RefSeq and is a predicted model, not a curated record. Lineage: Eukaryota; Fungi; Ascomycota; Saccharomycetes; Saccharomycetales; Saccharomycetaceae. The transcript has a single exon. Gene Ontology annotation, molecular function: protein binding. Gene Ontology annotation, cellular component: cell cortex of cell tip.